Entamoeba dispar SAW760 is the source of this 558-nucleotide messenger RNA. RefSeq lists its product as uncharacterized. The record is from RefSeq and is a predicted model, not a curated record. Gene Ontology annotation, molecular function: nucleic acid binding; zinc ion binding. The transcript has a single exon. Bases 1 to 558 code for a protein of 185 amino acids. Lineage: Eukaryota; Evosea; Mastigamoebida; Endamoebidae.
AUGAACAGUAUUGAAUCUUCAAUUGAAAUAGAAACUUUGGAGGUUUGUCCUCAAUUUAAAUCUAUAGAAUUGAUAAACCAUUUAGAAGGUAAUAACUUUAUUCAUAUAGAAACUAAAGAAAAAGAAUCACCAGACCAUUUUAUUUCAAAUAAUAAUUGUGACAAGACAAAGUCUCAAAGUAAAGAAGAUACAGACACAACAAAUAGAGAAGAGUGGUUAUACUAUAAAAAACUUUACCAAAAACGGUUGAAGGAUAGAGAACUAUUUAAAAGACGAUGUAAACGAUGUGGUGAAUUUGGGCAUUUUCCUAAAGAGUGUAAGAAUGAACCAAAAUUUAAAGAAGAUAUUAUAAAAGAAAUUGAGACAACACGAGGAAAACAAACAUUUAGAAUUAAUUGUCACAGUAAGAAAACAAUAAAUCAACAAAAAUAUGAACAUCAUAGACAAUUACCAAUCCAAAAAUUUCAAAAACUAAGAGUACCAAUAAAUUGUAGAUAUUAUUGCGAUUAUUGUAGAGAAUAUGGUCAUAAAACAUUUGACUGUCCACAUAAAUAUUAA